Molecule: messenger RNA, 1599 nt
Organism: Linnemannia hyalina
Lineage: Eukaryota; Fungi; Mortierellomycota; Mortierellomycetes; Mortierellales; Mortierellaceae
Source: the annotation of a GenBank genome assembly
AUGUCGACGGUAGCAAGCGCUACCCCCACUGUGGGCUUCACCUCCACCCUACUCCCAAAGCUCCUAACCCUCAUCACCCAAAAACCCAACCGCAGAAAACUCCUCCUCGCCAUCAUCCUCUACACCGUCUACAAAUACCGUCGCUCCGUUCUCUUUGUCCGCCCCCGCCCCGACCUCCCUGGCCCCCCUGGUCUCCCAUUGAUCGGCAACUUUUGGGAGAUGGCCACCGUCCCCAAGACGGAUUUCCAUCAAUCCCAAGAACGCAACUUUGCGAAAUACGGCAGGGUUUAUACGAUGGCGAUUCCUGGGGUGGGGAGGACGAUUACGGUCAAGGAUCCAGAGAUUUUGGAUCAUAUCUUGAGGACGCAUUUUUGGAUCUAUGAGAAGGGUACUAGGUUUAAGGAGACCCUUGGGCCUCUUGUUGGCGAUGGCAUUUUCUCGGCGGAUGGAGAUCACUGGAAGUGGCAAAGACAGCACGCAAGCAAGAUCUUCACCGUCAAGGCCUUCCGCCAAUACACCAACGACGUCUUUGUCCAGGAAGCUCAACGUGCCGUCAGCUACCUCGAUAAGUUUGCCGACACCGGCAAGUCCGUCGAUCUUCAACGUCUCUUCUACUGCUUCACCCUUGACUCAUUCGGAGAGAUCGCAUUCGGAGAAGUAUUCGGAUGCCUCGACGACCCAUCCCAGGACGUAGAAUUCGCCGCAGCCUUCGACAGACUAAACCACGGCCUCGCCGGUCGCUUCCUCUCCCCCGUCUGGAAACUCGUCGACUGGUGGACCGGUAACGAUCUCCGCGUCGCGGCCGAUCGUGCUAUUGUCCGUAAUUUCGCACAGAAUAUCAUUGAUCGCCGUAGGAGAGAAAGAGCGCAGAUGGGAAAGGUUGAUGAGGGGAAGGAUGUGGGGUUGGGAAAGAAGGAUCUUUUGCAGCUGUUUAUGGAUAUCGGAUCCGAGGAGGGUGGGACACCAUUGUCGGAUGAAAUGUUGGUCGACAGUGUGUUGAACUUUGUCAUCGCCGGGAGGGAUACAACGGCUCAGGCCCUCGCGUGGACAUUCUACCUCAUGCACCGUCGAAAUGCCAACCCUACCAUCAUCCCCCGCAUCCUCGAAGAAACCGAUUCCAUCCUCAAGGGCGGUCUGCCCACCUACGAGACCACCAAGCAACAAAAGUUCACCGAAGCCUGUUUCAACGAAUCCCUUCGUCUCUUCCCCGCAGUUCCUCGAAACGCAAAGAUCUGUACACAGGAUGAUGUGUUGCCAGGCGGGAUUAAGGUGUACAAGGGGGAGAGGGUGACUUAUAAUGUGUGGGCGAUGGGGCGAGAUGAGGAGUUAUGGGGGAAAGAUGCGAGGGAGUAUGAUCCAUCUAGGUGGGAGAAGAUGGAUAAGCCUUCUUCGGCAAAGUUUGCCGCUUUCCACCACGGACCACGUACCUGCCUGGGCCAAGGAUUCGCGGUGACAGAAGCAGUGACACUGAUGUCAAUGCUCUUCCAAAAGUUCACCUUUGAACUCGAGAACCCCGAUCAAAAGGCUACCUACAUGGCCUCGCUUACCCUCCCCAUGGAGAACGGUCUCCGCGUCUACGUUAAGCGUCGCACCGAUUAA